Molecule: messenger RNA, 987 nt
Organism: Oldenlandia corymbosa var. corymbosa
Lineage: Eukaryota; Viridiplantae; Streptophyta; Magnoliopsida; Gentianales; Rubiaceae
Source: the annotation of a GenBank genome assembly
AUGUCGGACUCGGCUUCUGAAAGUCUCAAUGUGCAUUCAGAAUCUGAGAAAAAUAAUGAAUGCUCAACCAAUGGGAGCAUCAAACCUCAGAUUGAGCAAAAGGGUGAAACAGUGGCAAAGAGCGGAAGCGAAGUUCCUUGUUCCGUGGUUGAAAACCCCACAAGUGUCAAUGGGGCUGCAAAUUCUGUGCCCGAGGUGGGGAGUUCUGAAGUGGAGUACAUAGAAUCUGAUCAUCUGAACGAUUUGGAAGAUGUGGACUUGAGUCUGAAGACGCUGUUAACAGGUUUAGAUUCGAAGGACUGGGUUUUGGUCUGUGAGGCACUCAACAAAGUUCGUAGGCUAUGUAUAUUUCAUAAGGACGCUAUGCUCGACAUUUUGGAUAAUGUGAUCUCCCUAGUUGUCAAAUCCCUGAAGAAUCCUAGAAGUGCUGUUUGUAAAACUGCUCUAAUGACGUGUGCUGAUAUUUUCAAAGCAUAUCGUGAUGACUUGAUUGAUUUGUUGGAUCCAAUGCUUGUGCAACUUCUGCUCAAAUCUUCUCAAGAUAAAAAGUUUGUCUGCGAAGCAGCUGAGAAAGCUUUAAUAUCGAUGACCACCUGGAUUUCGCCUGUCUCAUUGCUACCCAAAUUGCAACCUUAUCUCAAGAACAGAAAUCCCCGAAUUCGAGCAAAAGCUGCUAUGUGCUUCUCCAGAAGUGCACCGAAACUGGGUGUUGAUGGGAUUAAAGCAUAUGGAAUUGACAAAUUGAUUGAAAUAGCUAUAUCCCAGCUCAGUGGUCAGCUUCCAGAAUCCAGGGAGGCUGCCAGAACUCUGUUGUUGGAGCUACAGACUGUAUAUGAGAAAUCCCAUGCCCCUAAUGCAGACGAUGUUUCUGAUGGACCUGACACCACAUCGUGGGAAGAUUUCUGUCAGUCAAAACUCUCACCUUUGAAUGCUCAAGCUGUCCUGCGUGUUACCAGUAUUGUUCGGGAAGGUGUUGUUGGUUCUUAG